This is a messenger RNA of Poeciliopsis prolifica (blackstripe livebearer), 5522 nucleotides long. It is a transcript of the gene cnot3a, whose product is annotated as CCR4-NOT transcription complex, subunit 3a. The transcript is spliced from 18 exons. The coding region runs from base 186 to 2891 and encodes 901 amino acids. Gene Ontology annotation, cellular component: CCR4-NOT core complex; P-body; nucleus. NCBI's taxonomy places the organism in Eukaryota, Metazoa, Chordata, Actinopteri, Cyprinodontiformes, Poeciliidae. The record is from RefSeq and is a predicted model, not a curated record. Gene Ontology annotation, biological process: regulation of DNA-templated transcription; regulation of stem cell population maintenance; nuclear-transcribed mRNA poly(A) tail shortening.
UUUUAGCUACCGUCCAUCUUCAGCUACAUUACAGUGAGCGAGCCUGUCGAAAAGAAAAUAUAUUUUGGAAGUAAAGAAGAUUUUCUGGAAUUAGUUUUGGCUUUAUUUGAAAUAAGACAAACGAAAGCCCAUACCCUAGAUCACUUUUUGACAGACGGAAUGUGGAAAUUGUCGUAGUCAGAGCCAUGGCUGAUAAAAGAAAACUACAAGGUGAAAUUGACAGAUGUUUGAAAAAAGUAGCGGAAGGUGUUGAACAGUUUGAGGACAUCUGGCAAAAACUCCACAAUGCAGCUAAUGCGAACCAGAAGGAAAAAUAUGAAGCUGACCUCAAGAAAGAGAUUAAAAAAUUACAGCGAUUGAGAGAUCAAAUAAAAACAUGGGUGGCCUCGAACGAAAUCAAAGACAAACGGCAGCUAGUAGAGAACCGAAAACUAAUAGAGACGCAAAUGGAGCGGUUCAAAGUGGUGGAACGUGAAACAAAAACAAAAGCCUACUCUAAAGAAGGCUUAGGACUUGCUCAGAAGGUGGAUCCAGCUCAGAGGGAAAAGGAGGAAACGGGACAGUGGCUAACAAAUACAAUAGACACACUAAAUAUGCAGGUGGAUCAGUUUGAGAGCGAAGUGGAGUCACUUUCAGUCCAGACGCGGAAAAAGAAGGGUGACAAAGAGAAGCAAGAUCGCAUUGAUGAACUAAAGCGGUUGAUUGAGAGGCAUAGAUACCACAUUCGCAUGUUGGAAACAAUUUUACGGAUGCUGGACAAUGACUCUGUUCCGGUGGAUGCUAUCCAGAAGAUCAAGGAUGAUGUUGAGUACUACAUUGAUUCCUGUCAAGACCCGGACUUUGAGGAGAACGAGUUCCUGUAUGACGACUUAGACCUGGAAGACAUCCCUCCGGCAUUAGUCGCCACGUCUCCAUCAGGCAACGUGGAAGAUGACAUGUAUCUCCACUCGAGCAGCACUCCCACAUCAACAACAUCUUCUUCGCCCAUCCCUCCAUCUCCGGCCACUUGCACUGCUGAGAACUCAGAGGACGAUAAGAAAAGAGGACGGUCGACAGACAGUCAAGUUAGUCAGUCGCCUGUGAAGAACGGUGCCCCAUCCUUGCAAUCUUCCUUCUCUUCUUCUGCCACCUCUGGGUCCUCUUCUUCCUCCUCCCUCUCCAUGGCGAGCGUCGUCGGAGGCAUUCCUGCCGUUCCCACCAGCAGCAGUCUCAUAGGAAGUUUCAGCAGCGCGGUACAGCAACAUCAGCAUCAAUCUGCACAACAGCAGCAACAAUCUCAGCCGUCGAAUCCGUCGCAGCAGCAGCAACAGCAGCAGCCGCCUCAAACAAAACCGUCAGCUCCCUCAAACAAUAACAACCCCAGCCCGCCGAGCAACCCACUUCUCCCAGCAUCCACCGCCCCGUCACUCUCCACGCCCAGCACACCCAGUUUAACAGCUCCCAACUCCCAGUCCAGCCCCGGGCCGACCCCGGCGUCCAGCCUAGGACUGGGGCUGGGCUUGGAUUUAAGGAAAAGUGGCAUGAGCGGGACCAGCAGUGCCAACCAGAUGCCGAGUUUAGGCCUGGCUGGCCACAGCACUCCUUUAAACACAAUGGCCAGUCUGAUUCAAAGCUCCACGUCUGCCCUCUACGCGCACGCAGCGGCGUCUGGGGGCCUGGGUCUGAGCAGCACCACUCAGUCCAGCAUUUUGCCAGAGAGUAGCACUUCCAUCUCCAAUUCGAGUUCCAGCGGGGUCACCACCAAUGGAGCGGGGUCGGGGCUCAGCUUGCUGGGCUCCAGCCCGGCCCACAACUCUCUCACUGGCAGCAUCCUGGGUCUGGUCCCUGGGCAGAGCGUGGCCCCCGCCACCUCACAGGUGCCCCCAAGUCCUGCCAGCUCCGCCCCCGGAUCCGUUGGCAUGAUGGUAGGAAACGGAGGGAAUGCCGGUGUGGUCGGAGUGAACGCUGCUCCCGCCAGACCGCCGAGCGGACUGAAGCAGAACGGAAGCCCAAGUUACAGUGCUGUAGUGGCAGAGAGCUCCACAGAAUCAGCUCUAAGUACACCAAGCCAGUCACAGAGCAGCCAAACCUCGUCACUCAGUUCCUCAACCAGCCAACCGAUGGACAACGGCCCCAGCUUAAUCAGCUCCAUCACACUGCCCCCAAGCUCUCCCUCACCCUCCUUCUCAGACAGCACACCGGGCGGAGGGAGCCUCCUCAACGGGCCCCACUCGUAUCCGCAGGCCUCUGAGGGCCUCAAGGCUCCGGAGCCCCUCAGCUCUCUGAAGGCGAUGGCUGAGAGAGCAGCGCUGGGAUCAGGAUUAGACGGAGAGAUUUCCAACAUGCAUGUAAACGAUAUCUUCUCUGGUUCGUCGGCAGCGCCCGGCACACCCGCCGCGCCUCAGCCGUCCGUGUCGGAGGUCAGCAUCCCCCCCUCGCUCGGGGUCUGUCCCCUGGGCCCGACCCCUCUCUCCAAAGACCAGCUGUACCAGCAGGCCAUGCAGGAGGCGGCGUGGACGCACAUGCCACACCCUUCUGACUCCGAGAGGAUCAGGCAAUACCUGAUGAGGAAUCCCUGCCCUACUUUGCCAUACCACCAUCAAGUCCCGCCGCACCACUCUGACACCAUCGAGUUCUACCAGAGGCUGUCCACAGAAACUCUCUUCUUCAUCUUCUACUACCUGGAGGGCACCAAGGCUCAGUAUCUAUCUGCCAAGGCUCUGAAGAAACAGUCAUGGAGGUUUCACACCAAGUACAUGAUGUGGUUUCAGAGGCACGAAGAGCCCAAGACGAUUACUGAUGAGUUUGAACAGGGCACUUACAUUUACUUCGACUAUGAGAAAUGGGGCCAGAGGAAAAAAGAGGGGUUCACCUUCGAGUACAGGUACCUCGAGGACAGAGACUUGCAGUGACACACACAGAGGGACGCAAAAGGACAGAGAAAAACAAAACGUGCUGCUGUUGACAUUCCGAGACUGAACUCCAAACUGUGGAUAGAGAUUGUGAUGUGUAGUAGAAACCCUCUCCCGACACGGAGACCGGUGUCUGUAUAGGCUGCAUCUCAAUGUGAAGCCCUAGCUCCUCGUGUAGUGCUCUUUCUUUUUCGACAAAAAAAACAAACAAACAAAAAAAUAAUACCCUGUGGUCCGAUCAAACGUUGCCACGCUGCACGAGCUGGGAAGGCUCCCGUUGGAGAUCGGCGUCUGUGUGCACACUCGGUAUGUGGCAUUAGGAAAAGCCUACCCAAACCCUCCCUGCCCCCCAUGCAUGUUUCUCAUAUAAUUUUUUUCUUUUUCUUUUUCCGUUUCAACAACGAUUCUCUGUACCACCUGCCCAACAUGAGCCUGGAAGCCUUUUGACUCGACACAAAACAAACCUUGGAUUAGAUUGUUAUGGUGCCCAUCUUGUAUUUUCUGUAAUUCGGUGGUUUAGAACGGGGACGUUCAGUGGACAUUUAGUGAUGGUGUGUAGGAACGGCUUCUUUUAAGACCCUACAAUGCCUGUUGAAUAUGGUCACUAUUGAAGAUAGUGAGCGCUUAUCAAUAGUUUUAUUGAUAUUGUCUUGGUCGAUUAAAACGUGAGUGAGAGUGACCACAGGGCCUCUCCCUGUGUAAGGGAAAGAGUCCUUAUUGGACAUGGAUUAAAUUGCUAUGCAAUUGAACUGGUCUCUGACUCUCUUUACAAAUAAAAUGUUUUUAAGUUAACCUCUCAAAGAUAUUAUGGCGCCUUCAUGUUUGUGAUGACGUAAUAAACAUGUAAAAUAAAUCUUAACAUUAGGGUUUGAGACAUUUUAUCUGCUUGAUCUGUUUGACUCUUUCACCAUCAGCAAUUUCUCUUCUAUACAAAAACACAUUUCAGAGUACACAAUGCAGCUAUAGGUGCAUCUGAACAAAUCAGAGUAAAACUGAGAACAUAUAAGCCAAGUGUUUGUUUCUGGUCAUUUUCUAUGACCUAGUAUUCAGUUUCUCAGACGUUUUAAUACAGAAAUGUUGCCAUGUAUCAUACAGUGUUUGCUUUAAUCACUGGAUUAAUGCAGAGUGACAUGGAGGCCAUCUUCUCCCUGGUAAAACUGCAGAUAAUGAGGUUUAUUUAGGCUAGGUCAGUGAUAGCAUGGUUAAUAAACAAAUUAUUGGUAUUUCUGUCAGUAUGGACACUGCAAAAAUACAAUCUUACUAAUUAUUUUUUUGUCUAGUUUCUUUUGUACACUUGAAGUAAGAAAAAGUUUUUAAUAAGAAAAAGUUGCUUAUUUUAGCACCUAUUGAAACUAGUACUUUAAGUGAUAAAGUAUUAGUUUCACUGGAAGAUUAUAUCACUUAUAGCUAGCAACAUUUAGUAAGAUUUUGUGUUUUUGCAGUGUAUAAAGUUGUCCUGAAAUCUGGUAGGCCACCAUGUUGAUAAAAGCAAAGUACCUCAAAACCAGCAGAUGAAAUUCCACCCCAAAUCACCACCCACUGUGGAAACUUCACACUGGACCGCAAGCAGCUGGGAUUCUGGGCAUUUCCACUCUUCUAGAUCAAAAAGUGACACUUACUUGGAUCUAAAAAGAUGACUUCAAACCUUUGAGCAACAGUCUAGUUUUGUUUCUCCUAAAGACUUUGUAUUUGUCUCAGUUGUUUGUGGACCUUUUUCUCUUCCAUUAAGCUUCCUAUUUACAUGCUUUCAUUUCCAAAUUAAAUGCUUAUGUUAGGUUUAUCUGAAAAGAGGACCGGUCUAGUCCAAUAUCCUCUUAGCCCAGGUAACCAUCUUUAAGUCCUUAUGUGUAGCAAACUUUUUUUCUUCCACUCAACCUUGCAAUAUGUUUGGACACAGCACUAUUAUAAAACAGUUAUCGUUUGUGGCUUAUCCUAUGAUUGUGCUGGUUAUAAUAUUUCUGUAUUCAAAACCUCUACUGGUCACAUGUAAUAUCCUAUUUCCUGAGAAACUAAACAUUGGGUUUGUUAUAAACCAUAAUCAUAAAAAUUACAAGAUGAUUUGAAAUUUAGUCUUAAGUCAUUGAGCUCCACCUGUCACAUCUUUAUCAAACAACAAAAUGAACUUGGAUAAAGUUCUCCCGUUUAAUCCUCAAACCCACUUUGUUUAAUUUACCACCAGAUAUUUAAGUUAAACCCGCAUACAGCGAAUGUACACUGAUACAACUGUUUACAUGUAGAGUUUAAAUAUAGAAAUGUUAAAAGAUUGGUGGUAUUUUUAACUAGUGGGUUGAUCUCAAGCUGCCGCCUUGUCUUCAUGUGUUCCUCUGCGUCCAGCUUUUCCGUUCAGACAACCAUGAGAGCGCCGCAUCUGUACUGCACUGGACAUUGUGUAUGAUUUUGUUCUUUUGAGAGGCAGGUGAAAGAAGAGGAAAUGCAAAGUUCUGAGGUCUGCCUUUUAUAGAUUAUAUUUUUGGGGGACUUUUAAGGAUUUUUUUUGAAAGGGAAAGGUCAGUAUAGAAGCUGCCUAAAUGUGAAUUUUCAAGCAAUUUCUCGUUACAAUUCUGCAUGGGAGAUGUCAAAACUGGGGUUACAAACGAUUGUAAAAGUUCAAUAAACACUUUUAAGAAAUAA